This is a messenger RNA of Suillus plorans, 435 nucleotides long. RefSeq lists its product as uncharacterized. Gene Ontology annotation, cellular component: nucleus. Gene Ontology annotation, biological process: single strand break repair; double-strand break repair. The transcript is spliced from 3 exons. Gene Ontology annotation, molecular function: DNA 5'-adenosine monophosphate hydrolase activity; single-strand break-containing DNA binding; single-stranded DNA binding. Lineage: Eukaryota; Fungi; Basidiomycota; Agaricomycetes; Boletales; Suillaceae. The annotation marks the transcript as partial. The record is from RefSeq and is a predicted model, not a curated record.
UUCAAGUGGGAAAUUUGGAUGGGGUUUCACCCGAUUUCGAGCAUGGAACACCUCCAUUUGCAUGUGCUUUCUGCAGACUUGUAUUCUCCAAAGAUGAAGUCGAAGAAGCACUACAACUCGUUUCAUCCUAGCUUGGGAUUCUUUCUGCAUUUGAAAGAUGUUCUUUCGUGGUUCGAUGCCGUGCCUUCGUAUUAUCAAAGAAUGAUUAAGCUCGAUGCCAGCCAGUAUCAGUCGCUAUUAAAGGACGGCGACCUUAGUUGCUGGCAGUGCGACCGUGCCCUGGAGAGCAUGCCUAAGCUGAAGGCACAUUUACAAGAUGAGUUCAGUAAGCUGACGACGAGGGAAAAGGCGAAGUCAGAAAGGAAAAGGAAAUGUACCAAUGUACCCGUUUCAUCCGUGCAGGCAGCGGUGACCGAUGAUGAGCGACCUGAGAAG